AUGUAAAGAAAAAACUUUUAAAAGGUAGCAUUUCUCAGAAUUGUUUACAUUUCGUUCCCAAUUAAUUAUUAUCUUAAUAAUUCAGCACUAGAAUGGCUGCAGUUGUAACAGAAAAUGAUGUUACCGAAAAUGUAGUGGAAAAUGGAGAAGAUGACGAUGUAGAGGUUAUCGAUGAAGGUGACACAAAAGAUCCCGCAAAGAAGAAGAAAAAGAAAAAAAAGAAGAAGAAGGCAGGUAAAGAUUAUUAUAAUGGAAAUUUUUACAACCUAAAGAACGAAUAACUGAGAAUUCUAAAUGUUAUAUGUACAAAUAUAAGUUUGUCAUGUUGAAGACAAAUAUUAAAAUACGCCAUUCGAAAUCACGAAAGUUCAUCAACAUCAUAAUAUUGUUAAAUUAUCAUUAUCUUAGUACAAAGGUCGCAAUAACAAUGACGAUUAAUACAAACAGAAUAACAUUUUUAGAAGGUGAAACUGCUAAAGAAAGUCCGACAGAAGUGACUGCAACAACAGAAAAAUUAGAGGCAUUAUCUCUUGGAGAGAAUGCUGGUGAAGGUGAUGAGAAAAAGAAAAAGAAGAAGAAUAAGAGUAAAUCUGGAAAAGGAUCUUCUAAGGAGCAGACCGUCCCACCUACUAUACCAGUAGCGGAACUAUUUCCUGAUGGAAACUUUCCUGAGGGUCAAAUUAUGGACCAUGGUCCUGCUGAGGGUAUUGAUGAGAGAACUGCAAAAAAUCGUUUUACAAGUGAGGAGAAAAGAGCUCUUGAUAGAUUACAUAAAGAUAUUUAUCAGGAAAUCAGACAUGCUGCUGAAGCCCACAGGCAGACAAGAAAACACAUCCGCAAUUGGAUCAAGCCUGGCAUGACUAUGAUAGAUAUUUGUGAAGAGUUAGAGAAGACUGCGAGACGUCUUAUUGGUGAAGAUGGGCUCAAAGCAGGUCUGGCUUUCCCCACAGGAUGCAGCCGCAACCACUGUGCAGCGCAUUAUACUCCUAACACAGGUGAUACAACAGUUCUCGAAUAUGAUGAUGUAGUGAAGAUCGACUUUGGUACUCACAUAAAUGGUCGCAUUAUUGACUGCGCCUUCACACUACACUUUAACCCACGCUAUGAUCCCCUUGUGAAGGGCGUUCAAGAGGCUACAGAAGCUGGCAUUAAGGCGUCAGGGGUCGAUGUAAGGCUUUGCGAUGUAGGUGCUGCUGUACAAGAGGUAAUGGAGUCACAUGAAGUUGAACUCGACGGGCAGAUGUACCAGGUGAAACCAAUCCGUAAUCUUAAUGGACAUUCAAUUGAACCUUAUAAAAUCCACGCCGGUAAGACAGUCCCGAUAGUGAAAGGUGGCGAGACAACGCGCAUGGAGGAGAACGAAAUCUACGCUAUAGAAACUUUCGGAUCCACUGGACGUGGUCAAGUUCACGACGACAUGGACUGCUCUCACUACAUGAAAAACUUCGAUCAGCAAUUUGUUCCGUUGAGAUUGCAAUCGUCGAAACAGCUUCUGAACGUGAUCAACAAGAACUUUGGUACACUCGCGUUUUGCAAGCGCUGGCUGGAACGCGCCGGGGCCUCUCGUUACGCGAUGGCGCUGAAGGACCUCUGCGACAAGGGGGUGGUGGACGCCUACCCGCCCCUCUGCGACAUCAAGGGGUGCUACACCGCACAGUUCGAACACACCAUCCUGCUCAGACCCACCUGCAAGGAAGUCGUGUCCCGUGGCGAUGACUACUAACCUCCGAUCCGACUAACCUUUUGAACGCCACCUCAUAUUCAUCAACACGUGUAAAUCCUAACUCGGGACAGCUCUAACUGUAGUGGUCAAAAGGUUAAAAGAUCUACAAAUGUUUGAACUGUUUUAAUACUGGAAAUGUAGUUGUAAUGCUUUUAUAACAUGUUUUGGAGUCGUAACUGAAUACUAAUAAAUGUACUUACGGGGUGUAAGGGAGACGCUCUGCAAGCAAGAACUUUGAGUCACAAAGAAUAAUGUUCAUAUGCUAAGUAUGCAAUAAGCCAGCGGUCGGGGAACUUUUUUAAUUAUUACCCCAAAAUAUUUUUGUGUAAGUUGAUAUUACCCCAUGGCGAAGAACAAAAAAAAAACGAAAUCGCUUCUUUUCAGCAUCUUUCAUAUUAUAGCCCACAUGAUAAUUUGGAAAGAAAAAAAUAUAUAUAUUUUCGUUUCAUUUCAUUUCUUUUGAUCGAGUUUAAAAUCACAACGAUUCUAUAGAAGUUUCACUUCAAUAUAUACUUUUUACACACAAAAGUUUCAUUUUUACCCUCCAAAAUUUCAUUUUACCCCAUUUGGGGUAAUUUACCCCGGUUCCCCGACCGUUGCAAUAUGCCCUCGUGUAUAACUUGGUGUUGCAUGGCCAAUGACCAAUAUUUCACCAUGUAGUUUGGCUUUCCGAAUCGUGUCCCUUAUAACGCGUAAGCCGAGUGGAA
This is a messenger RNA of Bombyx mori (domestic silkworm), 2430 nucleotides long. RefSeq names its product methionine aminopeptidase 2 (gene und). Gene Ontology annotation, molecular function: metalloaminopeptidase activity. NCBI's taxonomy places the organism in Eukaryota, Metazoa, Arthropoda, Insecta, Lepidoptera, Bombycidae. The transcript has 8 exons. Gene Ontology annotation, biological process: proteolysis. The record is from RefSeq and is a predicted model, not a curated record. The coding region runs from base 302 to 1723 and encodes 473 amino acids. Gene Ontology annotation, cellular component: cytoplasm.